Brassica napus (rape) is the source of this 4398-nucleotide messenger RNA. RefSeq names its product expansin-A14. The transcript has 4 exons. Lineage: Eukaryota; Viridiplantae; Streptophyta; Magnoliopsida; Brassicales; Brassicaceae. Gene Ontology annotation, biological process: plant-type cell wall organization. The record is from RefSeq and is a predicted model, not a curated record. Bases 558 to 1319 code for a protein of 253 amino acids. Gene Ontology annotation, cellular component: extracellular region.
CGGGAGAUUACAUGAGUAGUUAUGUUUUAAAUGAAAAUAGAGAGAAUUUGAUACUUAUUUUAAUUAAAUAUACUAUAGCCAGUAGAGAGGACUAGAAUAUUAUUUGGAAACGGUGUACAGUCAACCUAUAUAGAAAAUGAUAUUUAAAAUAAUUACUGGAAACUUAAUCACUCUAUAUUUAGUUCUACUUGUGCUGCCAAAGUGCUUUAUUUUAGUCAAAUUGGAUCACAAUCAUAUAUACUCCUCCAUGUAAAAUUGGAGUUUAUUAUAUCCAUAAAAAACAAUAUGCGGUUUAAAUAGUUAGCUGACUUGAUAAAAAAAUAGUUAGCUGACAAAAAUCAAUGGCAAGUGUUAUACAAGAACAACAUCAAAAGUAACAAAUAUUAAUAUAGUUACUUAUAGGGUCGAAGAAAUUUCUAUAUAUAACCAUCCCAUCUCCUCAGAACUCAACCUACCACAUUAAAACCCAUUUCCUCUCCUGUAACCUCACUACAGUUUUUUGUGGUUCCCUCUUUUUCUCCAAGCCAUUUUUUCUUGUGCAGAAAAAAGGCGAACAUAUGGAGUUUUUCUGGAAAAUGAUGUCAUUGAUGAGUCUGAUGAUGAUGGUGAUGUGCAAGAGUGUGGAUGGUUAUAGUAGCGGUUGGGUCAAUGCUCGAGCCACAUUCUAUGGAGGUGCUGAUGCUUCUGGCACCAUGGGCGGUGCGUGUGGGUACGGUAACCUAUACAGUCAAGGAUACAACACGAACACAGCGGCGCUAAGCACGGCUCUAUUCAACGGCGGCCAAAGCUGCGGCGCUUGUUUCCAGAUCAAAUGUGUAAACGACCCAAAAUGGUGUCGCCGGGGAACAAUCACCGUCACCGGAACAAACUUUUGUCCACCUAACUUUGCUCAAGCCAACGACGCCGGAGGUUGGUGUAACCCUCCCCAACAUCACUUUGACUUAGCUCAGCCCAUCUUUCUCCGCAUAGCUCAAUACAAAGCUGGUGUCGUCCCCGUCCAAUACCGAAGAGUGGUUUGCCGGAGAAGAGGAGGAAUGAGAUUCACGAUCAACGGCCACUCAUACUUCAACCUCGUACUCAUAACUAACGUCGCCGGUGCCGGGGAUGUAGUUUCCGUCUCCGUUAAAGGGACAAGGACAGGUUGGCAAAGCAUGUCGAGAAACUGGGGACAGAACUGGCAAAGCAACGCAAAUCUUGACGGCCAGGCUCUUUCCUUCAAAGUAACAACUAGUGAUGGCCGUACAGUCGUCUCUAACAACGCUACUCCUCGUAACUGGAGCUUCGGACAGACUUAUACAGGAAAACAGUUCCGAGGUUAGAGGUGAUGACGUGGACUGAACACUUUAUGAUGAUUAAAAAAACGUUUUUACUUAUUACUGAUUUUGGAAUUUCUUAGAGUUUGCAUAGGUUUUUAAAAAAUGUUUCGGAAUUUAUCUAAUUAACCCAAAAGAGAAACUAAAAUAAAUAAUUAAAUGGCGGAAAAACAAGUUUUUUUCACCGGCAGCUUUUGUAAUUUGCCGGUGAGUCUGAGGUGAACAGAAAGGGAGAAAAAGAGCUUUGUGUUUUCACCCGCCGCCUGAGCAUUUGAGAUUUCUUUUUUUUUUAAUAUAUGUUUUUUUUUAUUUUUUUAUUUGGCUUUAAGAUGUUCGAUGGUAUGUUUCUGUAAGGCAUUGUCUAUUGAACUAAAAGUAAUUUUAUAGUUUUUUAUGCUUAGUUUUUCUUGUUCUUCUUUAAUCAUGAGAGACCAACAUCAUUAUCACAAAUUAUUACGCUAGUUUUAUAGUCUUAUCCUUUAUUUCUUUGAUUUGCUGUUGUUAACUCACGAUAUGUAAAUGUCAUAUGAUCUAAUAUGAAAUUUUACGCCUAGAAAAUGUCAUGUUGUAACAGAGAGAUACUUCAUCAAAUUUACGUUUUAAAAUCUUCUGUUCCAUCGGUAAAUAAUUCUGUGGCAAUACGGCCAGUGUAAAGACCGAUAUAGGAAAAGAUAUUCGUCUGCUAAAAGAAAAUGAUGUGGACAAGUAUGGUAAUCAAGAUGAUGAUGAUGUACUGACUAAACUACUACAACCAGGUCGUUUUUAUCAACUACUCAAGCCAAUGUUAUUGUCAAGUCUUCAUCUUUUUGUAGACACUACCAAACUAAAGACUAGAGCCUCCAAUUAUCAUUUUUCCAUCUUCCAGUCUGUUAAUAAUCUUGUUCUUUCACAUGGUUUUUCUACAUUUAUUUCAUGCCUGCUUACCCAUUCUACAGUGGGUUGAAUAAUGAAGAGUCAAGUGAAGACAAGAGUGAAACCAAACCGUUUGGCUAGCUCGGUUAGCUUGUGCUCUGUUUCUGGAUGAAAGAAUGGGACCUUUAGGGAUUCAAAACUCCAUCCGCCUUAUCAAAAAAUGUCUUGUGACCAGUGCCGUGCCACAGUACAUAAAAAUGAAACCUUCGCUUUGGGCAUCAAAAAAUAUUUAAAGAUCAAGGGCAUCAUCUAUUAUUUUAGAGGCAUAAUAUAAUUAUAAGAACUUGAGUUUAUACAUGAAAACACUAUGAUAAUUAGGAUUAAAAAGUUCGGUUUAUAAUGAAAACAUGGAUUUCCUAAGUAACAAACAAUGUAGAUAAUUUUUAAUUGUUAAAGAAUUAGAGUAAUUAGAUAUUGGCGAUUAUAGUUUUGAAUGCAUUUUUAAAUAUUAAAAAACUGAAGUUAGAAAAUUUAUCUUUAUUUAAUUAUGAAAAAAUAUUGAGUAAUUUGUUUUAUCUUAUCUUAAAAAAUUGUUACAAAAUUGAAUGAUAAAUACUUGAUCAAUAAUUUUUUUACAAAAAUAAACUUCUUAUAUAAUUAAUAUUUUUGGAAGUUAUAUUAUCUAUACGUUUAUUCUCUAUUGUAAUAUUAUUAUUAUUUUUAUUGAAAUUUUUUGAAUGAUUCGCUUCAGGCAACCAUAAACGCUCGCAUGGCUCUGUUUGUUACGGAUAUCACAAAAAUGUUACAUAUGAUCAUAUUUAGUAUGUCACACACUAAAUAAUAAUAAUUAAAUUCCAAAAGUAUAUAACCAGAAAAUCAAAGAUAAUAGUAACACUUUUUAGAUAUUUUCUUUGGUGUUAAAAUAAACCUUCGGACAGAUUCUCUAUCUAGCUAGCUAUUUGCUUAUUCUCUUAUUUUUCAUGACUAGGGAUUGUUAUCCGCGCCAAGACGCGGGAUUUUUGCAUUUUAAUCUAUUUUUGUCUCUUGCUUACUAAUCUAGCAUUCAGUUUUUCAAUGCAUUUUAUCUUCAUCAUCUCCUCUUGUCUUGUUUACAUUUGUUUUCACGUUCUGUCGUUUGAUUUGUCUUAGUUUUGGCUUAUGUAAUAACUUAACCCUGCUCAUUCUUCUUUCAUUCUUUAUUGAUUGAUAUUUUUAUCUCGCUUAGCUCUGUGUUGCCACUAAUUUGCUCGAAUCAUUUUUCAUCAUCUGCUUCGUAUUCUUUUCAUAUUCAUUAACUAUUGUCUCCAAUCUCUUUAAAUCCUAAAAAUCCUACACGUUCUUUUGUUUAUUAAAUCACAUAUUAAAUAUUGUUGAAACUGUUUAUUUAUUCUAAUAAAUUCUUACGAUUAUAACUAAGAUGAUAUGGAUAAAAGACUGAUUAUAAUUUAGUUGAAAUUAAAGUCUAAAAUAGAAGUUAUUAAACUUGCAAUUCUUUUUUUUUCAUCCAAGAUAGCUUUAGUCAAAUCAAUUAUAUUGAUUUAGAAAACCCAUAAGCUAUUUCAAUCCCAAACAACCAAAAAACAGGCGCAUUUGUUAUUGACGCUGCGGCGGGUUUCCUUUACUAUAAACAUAAUUGCUUGUCACAACUGUUAAUAAACCCAAAUGUGUUUACAAAAGCUACCCAUAUAAGAGUUUCAUACUCAUUUCUCUUUCUCUAGUCAUCUCCUAUGUUAGUAGCUAUCAUAAUACAAUCAUCAAAUAAAUGACAUAUCUCUUGGUUCCAUAUAGAAUAUGUAAAAUGAUUGUUUUCUGCAGACUCCAUGAUCAUUGAGUAUUAUAAAUAUCAAACUCUGUCUAUGGUCUAUUUAUAUGUUGAGGAAAUGCCUCGAAAUGUAGCUUCCAAAUAAUGAUUUCCAGGUCAAUACAUUGCAUGUUAACCUCCACAAUGGGAUCAACGGAUCUGCAGAUACCGCUACAUGUCGAGUCGAACGCAGCUACACAUAUGUUCCCUGCUUGUGCCUUUCAUUCACAAUCUGCAAUUCUCCCAAGAACCAGAAUCAAUGUUAAAUGAGGUAAAAGUUUUAGAGUCACAACAGACUUUGUAUAGCCAAGCCCAAUAAACCAAGCACCCAACGUAACAUCCCCACUUGCCUAUUUGUGCAGAAAAUGACUUGAUCAUUAUAUAGUAGCACCGAAAAGUUAGAUGGAGAAUGAGGUAUGAAUGCAAAGUAGA